GAUCCUGCAUGUUAGCGUCCAUUGUCAGUUGCAGAGAUUUCGUUUCAAAGAGGGCGGACAAGUCGAGACCAGCUGACAGUAGCAACGGCUACCAGCACCAUACCUAACUGGAGAUUAUAAUAUAAGGCAAUCCAGCACUGGUUUCAAAAUGCCUGGAAAGGCUAUGAAAUGCGUUGUCGAGAUUGACGUCCAUGUUGUUACCUGUCCUGGGACAUUCUUGAAAGAUUACGAGUAUGUGUAUCUUAAUGUCGAGAUGCUCGGGCUAGAGGCAAGAACGAAGUCGGUACCACCCACCUUUCCACUGUUCUUCCAUGAACGCUUGAAGUUUGAAAGGACAUUUUAUGACUGCACUGAUCCGUCGUUGGUUGCAGCGUUACUGAAGGGUGAAGAUGUCAUCGUAGAACUUAGGCAACACACUGAUUACAUAUCAGAUGGAAAGGUGAUAUCACAUUGCAGUAGCAACACUCAUGAUUUCCUCUUCCCUGCAAUUCCUCAAUACUAUGGACCUGGGAGAGAGAUUCUUCUGUACAAAACUGCUAGGUUUAAGCCAAUUAGAAUCACUGGAGAGCCAGUGAAGAUGGAAUUUUCAUCAAAGACUGCCAUCAGUGAAAUUUCAGAUCUGUACAGCACAUCUGGAGCUUCACUGCGCCGAUCAAUAUCUCGUUCUCGAUCAGUGUCUCCUGUUAGACUUUCUCGCUCAAUGUCAUCUUCUGAACUGAAAACCGCAGAUCAUGAUUCUAGUUUUCUUGUAAAGAGAAAAGACGAUAAGAGUCUUCAAAAUCGUGAUUUCUCUUCUUUUAUUCGCCCGAAGCCUCGUCGAUCUAAGUCGCCUACGCGUACCAGAAGGGCAGUGUCGCCAAACGCAUCAUUUGGGCUUGGCAGCGCCACAGUAGAACCCUUACCGUCCUGGAAAUACUCAACCGAUUUUCCAUCGAGCACCCUCAGGUCAACUGCCAAACACACCCGCUCAAGAACAACUCCAAUUCGAUCAGCAAGUCCAACAAGGAGCCUGCGCUAUGCUCUGGAUGAUCUGCAUCUGAAGGACACCUUGCAACCAUCGAAAACGUACGCGGAUCCGGUGCUCAGAUACAAAGCACGUUAUUCCCCGAACUUAAAAGCAGCACUUGGUGCUUCAGACAGAAUACAAAGAAGGGUUGAAGAGCUUGUGAAGAGAAAAGAUUAUUCUCUUGAUUCUGAUGAGAACCUAAGUGAUGAGUCACUGGAUGUUUUGAGGGAUUCGCUUCGAGAGGAAAGGAAAGCAUUGAGUGAGGCCAUCAGAGAGGCAGAUCGAGAGGCGUUUUACCGCUCUGUUCGUUAACAAGAGCGUAUGAAGUUUUUGGCGAAGAUAAGAUGUAUUGGUGUCUUGUAAAAUUAAAACAAAGAAGAACAUUUGUAAUCCCUUUAUAAAUACAAGUUUAUCGAUAACUUUUAAAAGAAAUAACUUUAUUAUAUAGUGUAAAAGUAUUCCUUGUUUAAGGGCCUUAUCCAGAUUCUGUAAUUAGUAACAUCUCCUGGCUGAUAUAUUCAAUUAUUCAAUUUACUUAGGGCUCUAUGUCAUGAUUCCACUUCAAAACGAUCAUAUAUGAUUGUUUUCAUCUAAAUUUAAAAUUUUGUCUCACAUAUUGUAAUCUUCUAGGUCAAAUGCAGUGCAUUUAAUAUUUUUUUAUAAUAAUGUAAAGCGUGGUGCU
Molecule: messenger RNA, 1688 nt
Organism: Rhopilema esculentum
Lineage: Eukaryota; Metazoa; Cnidaria; Scyphozoa; Rhizostomeae; Rhizostomatidae
Biological process (GO): spermatogenesis
Cellular component (GO): sperm head-tail coupling apparatus
Molecular function (GO): myosin light chain binding
Source: RefSeq, a predicted model, not a curated record